Verticillium dahliae VdLs.17 is the source of this 1041-nucleotide messenger RNA. RefSeq names its product enoyl reductase. The record is from RefSeq and is a predicted model, not a curated record. Gene Ontology annotation, molecular function: oxidoreductase activity, acting on NAD(P)H. Lineage: Eukaryota; Fungi; Ascomycota; Sordariomycetes; Glomerellales; Plectosphaerellaceae. The transcript is spliced from 2 exons. The coding region runs from base 1 to 1041 and encodes 346 amino acids.
AUGGUCAGCAGCCCGUCGGGCGGCUACCGCCUCGCCAGCGACGUCCCGCAGCCGGCGCCGCAGCCGGGCACCAUGCUGGUGCGCGUGCACGCCGUGUCGCUGAACCCCUACGACGCCAAGAUCGUCGAGUACCGUGUCGGCGCGCCCGGCGCCUACGUCGGCGGCUGCGACUUUGCCGGCGUCGUCGUCGCCGUCGGCCCCGCCGUCACGCGCUUCCGGCCCGGCGACCGCGUCCUCACCAUCAACACCCACGGCGGCUUCGCCGAGUACGCCCUGGCCGUCGAGGACCUGAGCUGCCACGUGCCCGACGCCAUGCCCUACACCCAGGCCUGCUCGCUGGGCUUGGCCGUCGGCAUCGCCGGCCUGGCGCUGUUCCAGGAGCCCGGCCUCAACCUGCCGCUGCUCCGAGGCCCGGACCUUGGCCAGGUCAACGGCCACCAGGAUGAAGCCGUGCCGGCUGCGGCCGUGCCGGCUGCGGCCGUGCCGGCUGCCACCGUGCUGCGCCGGAUUCAACCCCAUCGUCACCUGCUCGCCCGCCAACAACGCCCUGUGCGAGUCCUUCGGCGCCUCGGCCUGCUUCGACUACCACUCGCCCACCUGUGGCGCCGACAUCCGGCUGCACACCGACAACACGCUGGCCCACGUGCUCGACUGCGUCACCGACGCCGCCACCAUGGCCAUGUGCUACGAGGCCAUCGGCGCCCCACGGGCGGCGCCUACGUCGCCCUCGAGCCCACAACCAACACGGUCAAGUACACGCGCCGCGACGUCCGCGCCGACUGGGUCAUGGCCAACACGCUGCUGGGCGAUCCCUGCACCCUCGACGGCGUCUACGGCCGCCCCGCCGCCCCCGAGCACCGCCUGUUCGCCGGCCGCCUCUUCAGGCUCGCCGAGCGCUGGCUGCGCGACGGCGACAUCUGGAACCAUCCCCUGGAGAUCCGCCACCCGGGCCUGGAGAGCGUCGGUCCCGGCCUGCAGGACCUGCGCGCCGGCAUCAUCAGGGGCAAGAAGCUCGUCGUCCCGCUCGAGGUUGCGGCGUAG